Clonostachys solani is the source of this 1023-nucleotide messenger RNA. The record is from the annotation of a GenBank genome assembly. NCBI's taxonomy places the organism in Eukaryota, Fungi, Ascomycota, Sordariomycetes, Hypocreales, Bionectriaceae.
AUGAACGACUCCGCAACAUCGCCAAAGCGGCGUCACAUUCUCUCUUCCAUCAACCCAGACGAGGACGAUGAUCGCCCCAAGAAGAGCUCUCGACAUCGGCGCUCCCGCUCCCGCUCACCCAAACCGCACGGCGAUCACAAGGAGAGCAAAGAGGGACAAGAUGGGGACCCCAACGCACCCAGGCGCUCCCGUCUACGACUGAAGGACCACAAGUCAUCCCGCCGACGACGCUCGCGGUCUCGCGACAGCCGGCGCCACCACCAUGAAUCAUCAUCCUCCUCCCAUCGCCGCCACCGCCGACACCGUCAUCGCUCACGGUCCCCCACCCCUCCCAACCCCUUUGAGCCCGAACCCCUCGACCGCGAGGCCGCCUUCCGCGAAUCCUUAUUCGACGCCAUGGCGGACGACGAGGGCGCUCUCUACUGGGAGGGGGUCUACGGGCAGCCCGUCCACGUCUACUCCAACGAGCGGGUAGGCCCCCAGGGCGAGCUAGAGCGGAUGUCGGACGAGGAGUACGCGGCGUACGUGAGGCAGAAGAUGUGGGAGAAGACCCACGCAGGGCUGGUUGAGGAGCGCGCCCGGCGCGAGGAGGCGCGCAAGAACAAGGAGAAGGAGGAGGCCCACCAGCGGAAACUACAGGAGCAGAUGGACGAGAGCCUACGGCGGGGAGAGGAGCGCAGAGAGCGCAAGGGAUGGACGAGGCAAUGGGCAGAGUACAACGAGGCAUGGGCGAGGUGGGAUGAAGGCCCAACUGCGUCUUCUCUACCCUGGCCGUCUAAAAGUGGCGAUCAGAGUAAUCUAGACGAGAAGACCGUCAAGGGAUUCUUUAUCAACUGCCUAAAACAUGAGGAGAAGGGAGAGAAGGGCUUCUUGACCAAGCUGAAAGAGGAGCGAGUCCGCUGGCAUCCUGACAAGAUUCAACAGAAGCUGGGAGGUCAGGUGGCCGAGGAUACGAUGAGGGAAGUGACGGCCAUUUUUCAGAUUAUUGAUCGCCUUUGGUCGGAUAUGCGAGACGGGAAGUGA